ACAAGACAGUAAAACCAUUAGCGGGUCUGAGUAGUGACCUUUACCACCGGCGACGAGAUUGCGAUUACAGAGUGUCAAAGCAAUCUGCUUUUUCCUUAUUCUCUCAGAUUCAAAGCUUCUCUUUAAACGGAGAUUAGUUGAAGCUUCGUAAGUUGUGAAAUCUAUGGCGGAUUAUCAUUUUGUCUACAAGGACGUCGAAGGAACGUCGACGCAAUGGGACGAUAUCCAGCGGAAGCUGGGGAAUCUCCCGGCGAAGGCUCCGGCUUUCAAACCUCCGGCGUAUACUCCGGAACAAGACGAGUCUUCAGCUCCAAAGGACCAAGCUUGGUUCGAUAAGAAAACAGAGGAGGAGCUCGAGGAUCUUGAGGACGACAAAGAUCUCGACGAUGAUCGCUUCCUCGAAGAAUACAGGAAGAAGAGGUUGACAGAGCUGAGAGAAGCUGCUAAAGUUAAAAGGUAUGGAUCAGUGACUCCCAUCUCAAGCUCUGAUUUCAUGCGGGAGGUUACACAAGCUUCUGCUGAAGACUGGGUUGUUGUAUGUCUCUACAAAGAUGGUUUUGCGGAGUGUGGUUUGCUAUUGGGUUGUUUGGACGAAUUGUCUAGCAGAUACCCGGCAACGAAGUUUGUUAAGAUUAUAUCCACUGAUUGUAUUCCUAACUACCCUGAUUGCAAUCUUCCUACCUUGGUCGUGUACCGUCAUGGUGCUGUUAAAGGAACACAUGUAGGGUUGAAGAGUGUUGGCCGUAGGUGCACCCCUGAGAGUGUAGCCUUAGUUUUGUGUCAGUCGGAGCCGGUUCUUAACGAUGGUAAAAGUGGAGAUGAUGACUCCUCAAGGGAGGCUGUGAUGGCUGGAGUACGAAGACAGUUCAUAGAACGAGUGGUAAAAGACCAUGAAGAUAAGGAUAACGAUGAUGAUGGUUACAAUAGCGAUUAGAAGCUUCUCUAUUUUUCUCUGUUGGUUAUGCUUUUUGUCUUUUGUGACUGGUAAACAAAAGUGAUGACUUCACUUUUUUUUUUUUUUUUCAAAUGAACCAAUCUUCUUAUUAAGCAAACCAACAACCA
This is a messenger RNA of Brassica napus (rape), 1062 nucleotides long. RefSeq names its product phosducin-like protein 3. Bases 164 to 934 code for a protein of 256 amino acids. Lineage: Eukaryota; Viridiplantae; Streptophyta; Magnoliopsida; Brassicales; Brassicaceae. The record is from RefSeq and is a predicted model, not a curated record. The transcript is spliced from 4 exons. Gene Ontology annotation, biological process: protein folding. Gene Ontology annotation, cellular component: cytoplasm.